Molecule: messenger RNA, 1029 nt
Organism: Echinococcus granulosus
Lineage: Eukaryota; Metazoa; Platyhelminthes; Cestoda; Cyclophyllidea; Taeniidae
Exons: 5
Coding region: 1-1029 (342 amino acids)
Source: RefSeq, a predicted model, not a curated record
AUGGUGGAGGGGAAUAGCGACGACAACGUCCUGUGCCGACUGACACCUUGCAAGGAUAAUUUGGAGUGUCGUAUAACUCACAAUGCCAACGGUUCGAUGACGCUGCCAUGUGAACGCACCGCGUCCUCUGCAUCGCGGCCGCUAGAAGAAGACGACGAGAAAGAAAAAACAAUCAAGACGACAAAGGAGAAAGGCGGACAACAGAGACCAAUCUUUACACACAUAGAAGGAGGAGGGAGUGAGCAGAGACGGACGAGCAAAUGCCGAGAGGCGGGAAUGCGGAUGAGUGGUGAAGACGCGGUGCCAGUGUCUGUGACGCAGGAGGUGCCGUUUGCGGGGCUGUCAGUGGGACUGCUGCGCUCACUGCGGUGGGUGCGAAGCGUGGGGGCUCUAGUGGGACAGAAACGCCUUCUCCUCGGCGUCAGUUGGAGCGCGGGAACCCUUGCCCUCCUCCUCCUGUUCUGCGCCAUUGCCAUGGACUCCUGGCUCUUUACCGUUGAACGCGAGCCGGACGAAACAUCCAACGCCACCUUCCUCAUCACCCUCCACUCAGGCCUUUGGCGUGUCUGCAAGAAAAACCUAUUCAUGAAGGAUGUUGGAAAGAACACACAGUGGAACUUAUCAUGGCGAUCACUUCUGCCACUUGAGACACAUACUACAGAGGCGGCCCUAUUCACGCAUCAGUCAUACUACCUACGCAGCGCUGUAGGCGCGGAAAAGUGGGCAAAACAGUUCGAACAGGAGGACGUUCGCUUGCAUGCGCACGAUAAGCAUCAAUGGUCCAUGAUUACCACUUCGAAAAUUGCUCAUCCAUACCUUACUUUCAACAGCGAGGCAAGGAAGCCGGCGAACUCAAGCCCACAGAGAGCAUCCUCUCUAGGCGUUCGUGUUCUCCGUGAUGGUGGUGGUAGCGGUGGUCUUCGGCACUUGAAAAUAUUUCGAGGUUUUUUCUCGGAACAAAACAAGGCCGUUUUUUAUUCCAGCUCUGAUCGGACACGAUUAUCAACACAUACAUCUCUUGCUAGCUAG